CUAUCGACUUUGAAUACAAUCGCAAUCAACCAUCCAUUCUAUCUCAAGCAUCCUGUAAUAUCUCUGUUGCUUGAUCGUUUCACCAUCACUACUUGAACCCUUUUGAUUUCAAACGAAGUUACAACUUAGACAUCGACUCCUCAAUCAACGUCUGCUUCCCCAACUUGACCUAUUCCAACUCCCAUUUUGUGUCACAUUCUCACAUCAACCUCUGUCGAUAAGCGACUGAGAUCAAUCAAUGACAGAAGGAACUUGGGAGAAGCUAUCCCAGGUCGCUGUCCUGGGUGCUAAAUAUGACUCCCCUGAACGCCAGCCCCAUCCGAAAUGUUUGAAAGGGACCCGAGUGGACCUUCUCAAAUUCAUCUGCGGAUUGUUGGACAAGCGAGAUAAGAGUCAGAUCAUUUGGCUGCAUGGCACGGCGGGCGUUGGAAAGUCUGCCGUGGCGUUCACUGUGGCCGAGAGGAUGAAAGGUCUGAAAAUGACAGAGGAGACAAAAAUUGAAACAAGGCUCGCGGGAACAUUCUUUUUCUCGCGCAAGCACACAAAAUGCAGCACCACCGGUCAUUUAUUUGCGACCCUUGCUUACCAGCUUGCGAGCAAUUUUCCCAGCGUCAAGAACGACGUGAACAAAGCUAUCCACGAGACUCCUGCGGUUCUAGACUCCAGCGAGUCUCUUCGCGACCAAAUGAUGGCGUUAUUUCGUCGACCUCUCUGGCACCUGCAAUUAAGGCUGCGCGAGUGUCCGCCUUCCGGUGUUUGUUGUUGAUGCCCUCGAUGAAUGCCAACCUGAAACGGUCGCCGAUCUGAUCUCACUCCUCGGGGAAGCUCUUCGUGAUCCUGAACUUCCCGUAUUCCACAUUCUGCUCACGAGUCGCUUGGAGCAGCAUAUCUGUAAAGCCAUUCAAAACGAAGAUAU
Suillus fuscotomentosus is the source of this 916-nucleotide messenger RNA. RefSeq lists its product as uncharacterized. NCBI's taxonomy places the organism in Eukaryota, Fungi, Basidiomycota, Agaricomycetes, Boletales, Suillaceae. Bases 239 to 766 code for a protein of 175 amino acids. The record is from RefSeq and is a predicted model, not a curated record. The transcript has 3 exons.